Papilio xuthus (Asian swallowtail) is the source of this 1706-nucleotide messenger RNA. RefSeq lists its product as uncharacterized. Bases 412 to 1269 code for a protein of 285 amino acids. The transcript has 2 exons. Gene Ontology annotation, molecular function: DNA binding. The record is from RefSeq and is a predicted model, not a curated record. Lineage: Eukaryota; Metazoa; Arthropoda; Insecta; Lepidoptera; Papilionidae.
UCAAAAAUGAUGUAUUUUAAUCAAUUGGUGAUAUACCCACGUAAGUUGAACUAUGACCUGUGAAGUUAAGAUGUCAAGCAAAAAAAUCUUGGAAUAUCUUGGAAAACAAAGUACGAGUCUGUUAACUUCACCGUUAUCACACCGACGAGCGACAAGCACCACCGCGAGGCAUGCACGGAGCGGCAAUAAUCGAGCGGCCUCGUCGCGUCGCGGCGGCGAGACGAGGAUAUUUUGCUGGCGCCAAUACGGCCCGAUACGCCACCGGCAUGCGACGUUGCCAAACCGGUGCGCGCAGGCGGAGAAACGGUGGGCAUACGGCUCACGACCGCUUAUGACGACCGUAGUAACCGUUGGUACUCUUCACUUGCGUGUUGUUUAUUGUGUUUUUGCUAUCGACACUCAGUUUACAAUAUGUAUACUCGCAUAAACCAUACGUGGAAGAUGGAUGACGAGAAAUUAAUCGAAACUGUACGCAAAUACGAAUUUAUAUAUAAUUUAAAACAUCCAAGAUCUAUGGAUAAUGCUAAAAAAGAGAUUGCAUGGAAUGAAAUUGGGGAGCAAUUAAACCAAUCUGCUAUUGCUUGUAAACAACGAUGGCAAUGUCUCAGAGAUUCAUUCAGAAGAGCUUUAAAACAUAAGAGAGAUAGAGGCGAAGCAGCCAAAGGUAUUAAACCAUGGAAAUAUGAAAAAGAAAUGGCUUUUGUGGCUCCAUUUUUCAUGGAAAAGAAAUCUAAAAAUUCCGUCGAAAUUACAAGCGAGGAUGAUCUGUCUUACAAUGCCCAAGUAAGUUAUGGGACGGAAGCCUUAGAAAAUUACAUCAACAUUAACAUCGAGGAUCCUCUUGCUAAUAAUGACAGUGACGAGGUUAUUAACAAUAAGUCAUGGCAAAAGAAAAGUAACAAGAAACUAAAAGCAGUAAAGAGGAAAGCGGCCCAGUCAGUAUCAUCCGCAUCUCCUGUAUUAACGCCAAAUGUAUCUACAUUUGAUGAUGAAAAGAACGUUGAACCAGUCCGAGGACACGAUGAAUUAGAUCGCUUCUUUUUAAACAUCUCCGAUACUGUUAAGAAGUUCUCACCGUACCUACAAGCGUUGGCGAAAAAUAAAAUAUUUUCUAUUGUAUCUGAAAUGGAACUCCAACAGUUCCAAAUGGAAGUACAAACCACAACUCCGUUCACUUUUAAAGCAUCCCCGCAGUCAGAAAGUCCAACGCCAGUGCCGACAACAUCCGACGAUUGGACUGGGGAUCAGAAAUUACAAUAUUUAUCAUAAAUUUUAUAAGUAAACAACAUAGCUAUUAUUAUAAAAAAGUUUUUAAAGAUAAUGUCUUAUUUAUCGACUCGUUUUAAGUUAUUAAUUAAAACUGUGAUUUAGAUUUUAUCACGAUAUUCUACGAGUCCAGGCCAAUUAUUUUUGAUAACCAUGUACAGUGAAAGGGUAUCCUGCCAUUUUGUGGCGGCAUCAUGAAUUUACAAUGGCAUUGAAUGUUAAAAAUUGCAAUCUAGAUCAAUCUAGAUAUAAUACCCCUACGGAGUAUUUCACACAAGUUUUACGUUUAAUCGUUGGACGAUUUUAUAAAUGUCUUAGUGUGCGUGACGCAAUGGUUACCAGUGCAAUGAAAUUUGUCCCCAAAUUCGGGAAAAUAUAGUGUAUAUCAAAAUUAGAUGUAAAAUAAAUCCAAACAUUUGUCGAAAUGUUAAUUGUUUUUU